Sungouiella intermedia is the source of this 900-nucleotide messenger RNA. The record is from the annotation of a GenBank genome assembly. NCBI's taxonomy places the organism in Eukaryota, Fungi, Ascomycota, Pichiomycetes, Serinales, Metschnikowiaceae.
UCUCCUCCUCCAUCCGACAAAAAGCAGAGUGGAACUGCUAGAGUCCUCGGCUCAGCCUCUGCCGGUAUCUGUGAGAUCGCCGUGUUUCACCCCGUGGACACCAUCUCCAAGAGACUUAUGUCCAACCAGCUGAAGAUCACUUCUGCUGCUCAGUUGAACUCUGUUAUCUUUAGAGAGCACGCCAACAAGGCCCUCGGAUCGAGACUCUUCACAUUGUUUCCUGGUUUGGGUUAUGCUGCUUGCUACAAGAUCUUGCAGAGAGUUUACAAGUACGGUGGUCAGCCUUUCGCUAACGAAUUCUUGACUGCCAACUUCAAGGAGACUUAUGACAACUUGUUUGGCCCUAAGACCGGUAAGGCACUUUUGUCUGCCACCGCUGGUUCGUUGAUCGGUAUCGGAGAGGUUGUUUUGUUGCCAUUGGAUGUCUUGAAGAUCAAGAGACAAACCAACCCAGAGUCGUUCAAGGGUAGAGGAUUCCUCAAGAUCUUGGCUGACGAAGGUUUCGGCUUGUACAGAGGUUGGGGCUGGACUGCUGCUAGAAAUGCUCCUGGUUCGUUUGCCUUGUUUGGAGGUAACUCUUUCGCUAAGGAGUACAUCUUCGGCUUGACCGACUACUCCUCGGCCACUUGGACUCAGAACUUCAUCACUUCUAUUUUCGGAGCUUCUGCAUCUUUGAUUGUCUCUGCACCAUUGGAUGUGAUUAAGACCAGAAUCCAGAACAGAAACUUUGAUAACCCUGAAUCUGGUUUCGCCAUCUUGAAGAACAUGGCCAAGAACGAGGGUGUCACUGCUUUCUUCAAGGGUUUGACUCCUAAGUUGUUGACAACUGGCCCCAAGUUGGUGUUCUCGUUUGCCUUGGCCCAGUCGUUGAUUCCUGCUUUCGACAAGCUUUUGAAGUAG